CUCUUUAUUUCUCCUCAGCUCUUUCGAGAGGUACGGAUCAUGAAGGGCCUCAAUCACCCAAACAUAGUUCAGCUCUUUGAAGUGAUUGAGACGGAGAAGACGCUUUACCUUGUGAUGGAAUAUGCCAGUGGUGGUGAAGUAUUUGACUACCUCGUAUCCCACGGGAGAAUGAAGGAAAAGGAGGCGCGUGCUAAAUUCCGGCAGAUCGUGUCUGCGGUUUAUUACUGUCAUCAGAAGAAUAUUGUUCACAGGGACCUGAAGGCGGAAAACCUCCUGCUUGAUGCAGACGCCAACAUCAAGAUUGCUGACUUUGGCUUCAGUAAUGAAUUUACGCUGGGCAGUAAACUGGACACGUUCUGUGGCAGCCCCCCUUACGCCGCCCCAGAGCUCUUUCAGGGGAAGAAGUAUGAUGGGCCAGAGGUGGACAUCUGGAGUCUGGGAGUUAUACUGUACACGCUGGUCAGCGGAUCACUGCCCUUUGAUGGACAAAACCUCAAGGAGCUGCGUGAGCGUGUGUUGAGGGGGAAGUACCGUGUGCCAUUCUACAUGUCUACUGACUGUGAGAGCAUCCUGCGCCGGUUCCUUGUGCUCAAUCCCACCAAGCGCUGCACCCUGGAGCAAAUCAUGAAGGAUAAGUGGAUGAAUGUCGGGUACGAAAACGACGACCUGAAGCCUCAUGUAGAGCCUGUGGAGGAUUAUAAUGACAGCAGCCGUAUAGAUGUGAUGGUAGGAAUGGGUUACUCCCGUGAUGAAAUCAAAGAUGCCUUGAGCACACAGAAGUACAAUGAGAUAUUUGCCAUGUAUCUGCUGCUAGGCCGCAAGAAUGAGGAUGGCAUGGAGUCCCGCUCGAGCAGCAGUUUGUCUCUAGCACGGGUGCGGCCCAGUCCCAUCACUAAUGGCACCAGCAAACACUCCUCCACCUCCUCGUCCAGCUCCACCUCUGCCUCCAGUCACACUAAACCCCAGCGCAGUGCCUCCACCUACCACCGCCAGAGGAGGCACAGCGACUUCUGUGGGCCAUCAGUGCCAGUAACCCACCCCAAGCGCAGCCCCACCAGUACAGGAGAGGGGGAACUAAAAGAGGAGCGUCUGCCCUCGAGGAAGGCCAGCUGCAGUGUGGUGGGCAGUCGUAGCAUCCCCCCGUCGAGCCCCAUGGUCAGCACAGCCAACAACCCCAACAAAGCUGAGAUCCCUGACCGCCGCAAAGACAUCAAUGCAACAACGAACAACAUCCCUGCCAGUACCAUGACCCGUAGGAACACUUAUGUAUGUACGGACCGUACGAGCACUGACAGACACACCUUACUACAGAAUGGGAAAGAGAACAGCUCUUUGUCACAUCGAUUACCUCCAGCCUCCCCGUCCACCCACAGCAUCUCCGGGGCUGGGGCCUCCAGCUCCACAUCUUCCGAGCGUUCUCGGUUGACGAGGGGCUCCACAAUCCGCAGCACCUUCCACGGGGGCCAGCUCCGGGACCACCGGCCUCCCACCCACGCACCCCCCACCUCACCCACCCUCUCUCACGAAGCCAGCCCUCUGCCACACUCCCGUAGCCGUGCCACCACAAACCUGUUCUCUAAGCUGACCUCAAAACUUACCCGCAGGGUCAAUCUUGACCCCUCUAAGCGCCAGAACUCAAACAAGUCAGUCUCGGGCUGCACUCUGCCACAGGGAUCAAAAACAGUUAGGUCACAGACGAACCUGAGAGAGUCUGCAGAUCUCCGGUCACAAGCUACAGAUACAACUACAAAAAGUCAGGCUAAAAAAUACAGUCGCUAUCUAUCUGGGUAUCAAAAAGCGACAGAGCCCCGGACCCCCCGAUGCGGCUGGGAUGUGAAGGUGCGGAGCCCGCGGGACCCGGCUGAGGUAGUUUUGGCUCUGCGGGAGGCAGCGCAGGGCUGCGGUUGCCAGGUCCACCAGGCCGGGCCCUUCCUCCUCUCCUGCACCCACGGAGCUGCUGGCUCCCGAGUUGCCUUCGAAGCAGAAGUGUGUCAGCUGCCCAACGGCCCCGCCAAUACCAGCGGUGUUCGAUUUAAACGCCUGUGGGGGGCACCGCUUGCCUUUCGGGACAUUGCCACCAACGUGUCCAAAGAUAUCGAACUCUGAGGGCAACAGGGGGUGGAGGGCAGGGACAAAAGCAUUGGACAGAAAGAUGGGAUGAGUGGACGUAGCCCCGCCCACACCCCCGCCCCCUCUAAGCCUACAAAGACUGGCACACAUAAAUUGAGAACUGGGCACCUGCUCACACAAAAGCUCUGCUGAAGGAACUCCCUUUUCCAGGUCUGUUUUACCGCUAAUUUUACCUGGUAUCUUAGCCAUGUUUUUUUUAACACCCAUUUUUUGUGACGUGUUCACUCUGUACAUUGUCAUUCCUUUUUAACUGCUGCUAUUUAACACAUUUUUUGAUUUCUAUUCUUCCACUUUGCCAGCAAGAAGAGUAUGUUUUAUUUUAUCCUUGUUUAAAUAACCAUAUUCACAAAAAACACGUAUGAAAGCCACACUAUUUCAUACCGUAGACAACAUGCAGAGCCGCUGACAAUGCAAAUGCUGAAAAUUAUAGCAAUUUCUCCUCAUUUUUGAAUGAUUUUGUUUGGUUGUCAAACUUGCCAGUGAUGCAGGUUGAGUAGGUUAUGUCUGCUUUCCUGAGCCUCAUUGUUUUUAGGUUCGUCACAUUACAUGGUCACACCGUCUGAGUGAGCAACAUCACCUGUUUAAAAGCAGUUCUCCCUUCAAAUGGUGCAAUUUAUCCCAUUGAGCCAAGUCAAGACACAAUGCUCUUUGUGUUGCUCUUGUAUGUGUUACGCUGAUGAGAAACCUCUGUUAUCUUGCCAGAAGUGCACUCUGCUGAAUGACCACAAACAGACUGUUGACUUUGUUUAUCUCGGAUUUGACAUAGUAAGUCCUCAUCGUAAAGAUUGGAAUAUGUCUGAGCUGUGCAAUGUGUGAAAAUGCAAGAAUGAUUAAUACAACAUUUGUCUGAAA
Messenger RNA from Sinocyclocheilus rhinocerous, 2982 nucleotides. RefSeq names its product MAP/microtubule affinity-regulating kinase 4-like. The transcript has 16 exons. The annotation marks the transcript as partial. Gene Ontology annotation, cellular component: cytoplasm. Gene Ontology annotation, biological process: microtubule cytoskeleton organization; protein phosphorylation; intracellular signal transduction. The record is from RefSeq and is a predicted model, not a curated record. Gene Ontology annotation, molecular function: tau-protein kinase activity; ATP binding; protein binding. NCBI's taxonomy places the organism in Eukaryota, Metazoa, Chordata, Actinopteri, Cypriniformes, Cyprinidae.